Gadus chalcogrammus (walleye pollock) is the source of this 1943-nucleotide messenger RNA. RefSeq lists its product as uncharacterized. Bases 36 to 1280 code for a protein of 414 amino acids. The transcript is spliced from 4 exons. The record is from RefSeq and is a predicted model, not a curated record. Lineage: Eukaryota; Metazoa; Chordata; Actinopteri; Gadiformes; Gadidae.
GAGGCUGAACUCCCGACAGGCGAGGAGAGGUCUCCAUGGACUUCAAUAGUCCCGACUUUGUACCUUCUGUCUUUUCCUUCGCAACCCAGUGUGAAAUAGACAAAGGAGAUACAAAACUUGAGAGAUUUAAGAGAAAAAGAAAAAGGGAAGAAACCAUCCACAGACCACCAGAUGAUGUACAGCGGUCCAAAGAAGCUAGUGAUGAGGCUUCUGGAGCUUGCCUGUCCUCAGAUGACUGCAGAAUGGAGCCUGGUGCUGAUCAAUGCACUGAAGCCACAGUCCCAAAGGUUCUCCAUGAUGAUCUGAAACACAAGUACAGCCAACUUUCUACAGAGUGUGUCAACAUGCGUUUGGAGAUCGACAAACUGAAAACUGAGAAUGAGGAACUAAAGGCAACACUCAUGAAUACACAAUUUUCCUUUAGCUCUAUCAAGAGUAAAGCAGUGCAGGUUCUGUUUUUCAGAGGGCUGACCAGUGUCUUAUUUGAGUGGUUGAGUCACAAACUUAAAGACAGUGUAGAGGUUGUGCGUGGCUCUAUGAACCUGAAGGAUCAUCUAUUGCUCGUCCUAAUGAAACUUAGACUAGGGCUCUGCAACAAGGAUAUUGCUUUCAGAUUUAAUGUCACAGAAAGUGAGAUUUCAAACAUUUUGAGAAGUUGGCUCCCUGUUAUGUCUGCGACUUUAAAGCCUCUCAUAAAGUGGCCAAGCAAGCAUGCAGUAUUAAAGAAUAUGCCAAAAUGUUUUAAACCUAAAUAUAAACAUUGCAGGUGCAUUAUUGACUGUACAGAAAUUUUUAUCAAUAGACCCACAAAUUUAACCUCCAGAGCCCAGACGUACUCGAAUUAUAAAAGCCACAACACUAUUAAAUAUUUGAUUGGCAUGUCACCUUCAGGAGCCAUUUCUUUUCUGUCGGAAGGUUGGGGUGGGCGAGUUUCAGACAAACAAAUUACAGCUGAGUCUGGAUUUUAUGACCUUCUAGAGCAUAAUGAUGAGAUACUAGCAGAUCGGGGUUUUACCAUCAGAGAUGAGCUUGCCACACGUGGUGCCACACUUAGGAUCCCUCACUUUACCAAAGGUAAAAAGCAGCUCUCUGCUCAAAAAGUGGACAUAUCAAGGCGUUUGUCUAAUGUGAGAAUACACAUUGAACGAAUAAUAGGUAGAUGGAAAAAAUUUAAAAUUCUGACAACUAUUAUUCCACUCACACAGGUUGACCUGUUAGACGAUAUAGUGAUUGUUUGUGGAGCACUAACAAACCUUUGUAAAUGUAUAGUCCCAAGAUAGCUUAAUUUAGAUUUAUUCUGUAAGUAACUGUUUAUUGUCAUCAACACAAUUAAUUGCACAUUCAAGUGUUAAAAUGUAAAACAUUAGUACUGUAUUAAAUCAUUUGCUUAGAAGAAAAUUUCAUUCUGACUUGUUUUUUUUUGCACUGUUCACAACACCAAUCCACAACCUUUCUUCUUACUCUGGCACAUGUGUAGUGGAAAUGGUUCUUGCACUAUGCACAGUCAAUCAUCAUUCCAAAGUCUGGCCUUUGACAGUGUGAGCAGACUGUAGGUGACUGCAUCAGUGGAUCCAUGCUGCGUGUUAACAGCUCAGGCAAAAUACUCUGUUUGAAGAACUUUUCAGCUUUAGGCAGGACUGCUUGUAGCAUUUCUUCAUCUCUGGUGAUGCGGUUGAUAGCAACAACUUGCUUUGUCCAAACCACAAAGUCGCAGUACUGGGUGUUGCAUACAAACAUGUGUAGCUGAACUUGAUGGUAGUAUUCAUGAUUCUUCUUUAAUUGUAGUGCUUUGUCUAAGCAGAACUGUGUGUCCUCGCUACUCCCUGUAAGACCAUCACGGUAUUUGUAUGGACACUUAAUCUCUAGGGUUGCUUUCCCACAGCAGGUACAGUUUGCUAUUCCAUCCGGCGAUGCCCCAAGAUGUGGUUUGUCUGGCCGCACAA